AUCUUAGAAGUUUCUAUUCGCUGUUUCACAUACACCGUUAAAAGCAUUCGCUUUAAAGUGGUCUUUUGUGUUCCAAUUUUUACCAUUCCGAUUUGAUAAUUACCAAUCGUCGCCUUUUGGUACGAAACAUUAUUUUUGGGAAAAAACAAUUGAAAAUACUAAAAAUAUGCAGAAGUUGAAGGACUCCACUGACAAAACAUUGGGAUUCAAUUCAGGUGUGAUUCGCGAGAAGUGAUCAAACGAAGGCAGGAGAUGUGGCGCACGUGUGAAAAAAUUUUCUGACUUUUGUACAUGUCGAUCUGCGACCGACAUACGACUGAAUAAAGAACUCUAAUGGCCUAGCUUACUAUGACUGACUACAAAAAUAAAACAAAGUGAUUUCUGAAUUCGCCACGAGCGGUGGCAAAUGUCCCAGCAAUUGGAAGCCGAGGAUGCUCUGAGAUUAGACCCAAGCGUACAGCGGGAGUUUGGACCGUUGAUAAAUAUUAUUGAGGCAAAAAAAACUUUAUUUACCAUCAUUAUGCGGGUUAAUCUAAAAGUUAUGCUCCUAUGUCUUAUUUUGGCGGUAAUGACGAUUACUGUUGGCGUUUACAUGCGUUGUGUGACUUUCCCAUUCGGACCUGGCGAACUUCAAUUGAGGCGAUCUAAUGAGGAUUCACCCACUAAAAACUCACUCCGAGUUGAGGCGACUUCGGCUUGCCAUCUUCAAGACAUAGAAUGCUCCAUUAAUCAGGAGUAUAAUAUUCACUGUAAACGAGAUGAAAUAGAUAAUGAGGUAUAUGUGCCCUUUUCAUUUCUCCAUCAGUAUUUUGACGUAAAUGGAGCUCUUUCCACCACCAGUGUUGGCGGUAGCUCCGUGGCAGAUGUAGCUAGAUUUGAUUGGAUGCAUAGUAAUGCCAAGAUCAAUUUGCCAAAGGGCAAAUACGAUCCUCAUGGUGUUUUUAUGUAUUUUGAAAACUAUAAUGUAGAAGUCAGGGAUCGCGUUAAAUGCAUCAGUGCAGCUGAGGGAGUUCCUGUCAGCAUUCAGUGGCAGAAAAGUGGGUACUUCUAUCCAACUCAAAUAGCUCAGUUUGCCCUCUCGCACUAUAGCAAGAAUUUGACGGAGGCUGCACCACGUGUGCACGUUCUGGAGGAUGCUGAUGCAAGUCAAAUGGAAUGGCACAUACCAAAAGCAAGUAAUAUGUCACGAAUUUGGCAUCCCAAAUUUAAUACAAAUGUCAUACAAUUUGAAACAGCUAUUGGGUAUUCCAGUGCCAUUUUUAUUAACCCUCGUCAGACUUUGGACCUUUUAUUAAGCGUUGACCUUUUAUUGGUAACAAACAGUAGCAGUUUAAUGGUCAAGGUUCUUAAUCGGGAGACAAAAUUAAAAUAUAAUCUGCACUAUUUGCCAGCUGAUCUUCUCUUGAGCGUCCAGGACACGAAUAUCUAUUACGGCAUGGGACGAUUAUCGUUAAAUCGAUGGCGCCACCUUACUCGCGAUCUGCAUAUCGAUGUACAGAAAGCUAUUGUUUUUGGAGCCAAACAUUCGCCAAUUAAGGUCCGCAGGACUGAUUUGGAAAUACUUAGUAUUUCAUUUUUGGGCAUUGGAUUCUAUGACAACAUUACAUUGUCCACAAGUAAGCACUUGGCCCACUUUUAUGAUGCUGCAGAAUGGUUAGUUCAUAAUCAGGAUCCACAAACUGGUGGUUGGACCAAUCCAGUGCGAAGAAGUUUAAAUGGUUUCGCUGAACUAAAACCUGGUUGGAUUUCGGCCAUGGGACAAGGUCAUGCAAUUUCCGUUUUGGCAAGAGCCUAUUGGCACUCUGGCGGAGAUGAGCGUUAUCUUGAAGCAGCAGUAGCUGCACUGCAACCCUACAAAAUUUUGUCCCGAGAUGGUGGAGUCUUAGCACAAUUUAUGGAUAAGUAUUACUGGUACGAGGAAUAUCCUACAUCCCCUCCGUCGUUUGUGCUAAAUGGCUUCGUUUACUCACUACUGGGACUCUACGAUUUAAAUAACACAGCUCCAUCACGAGUUGCCUGCGAGGCAAGCAAACUUUUUACCCAGGGCAUGCAUUCGCUUAAACAAAUGCUUCUACUGUACGACACAGGAUCGGGAACUACCUACGACUUGCGUCAUUUAAGUUUAGGUGUUGCUCCAAAUUUGGCACGCUGGGAUUACCAUGCCACUCAUGUCAACCAGUUGCUACUAUUGGCUACUAUUGAUGGUGAUCCGUUAAUAACUCAAACUGCAGAACGUUGGAAGGGUUACAUGUUCGGAAAACGAGCCAAACACAACUGAGGAAAUUGGUAAAGGUUUAUUGUUAUUGUCCUAAAAUCAAGUGAUAUUUAGAUUUCGUAUGUAAGACAAAAAAAAAAAAUUAACAUUUUAUUUAUUGUUUAAUUGUUUUCUAUGAUUUUUUUUACCUUUUACGUUAAUUUUGUGUUAAAUAAUAAGAUAUUCUGUAAUUCUGUUUAUCUGUAACCAACAAAAAUCAAAAAUGAAGACAGAGUUAGUUCUGCAAUAAUAGUCAUUCCCCGUUGAUAGAGAACUGCACCAUUUUUGAUCGCAAAAUCUAGUAUUUAAGCUUAUAUGUACAUACAUUAGUAUGAAUAUCUAUAGUUAUGUAUGCAGGAAAUAAGUAUCUUAAAUUGAACAGGAUAACAUAAUUAUACUAUUAAUAAAAGUAUUGAGGGUAUAUGUACUUUGAUUUGUCAAUUUUUUUUUAAAUAUAUAAAAACUAAUUCCUGUUUCAACACUUACCUACUAAAAACCCCUUAAGAAUUUUUGUCAAAAAUCGCAAAUCAAAAACGAGACUAUUGGGUCUUCACAAAAGUUCA
Molecule: messenger RNA, 2817 nt
Organism: Drosophila willistoni
Lineage: Eukaryota; Metazoa; Arthropoda; Insecta; Diptera; Drosophilidae
Gene: Hsepi
Product: D-glucuronyl C5-epimerase
Exons: 2
Coding region: 407-2278 (623 amino acids)
Biological process (GO): heparan sulfate proteoglycan biosynthetic process
Cellular component (GO): Golgi apparatus
Molecular function (GO): heparosan-N-sulfate-glucuronate 5-epimerase activity
Source: RefSeq, a predicted model, not a curated record